Molecule: messenger RNA, 2074 nt
Organism: Phodopus roborovskii (desert hamster)
Lineage: Eukaryota; Metazoa; Chordata; Mammalia; Rodentia; Cricetidae
Gene: Myef2
Product: myelin expression factor 2
Exons: 17
Coding region: 128-1903 (591 amino acids)
Biological process (GO): regulation of mRNA stability involved in response to oxidative stress
Cellular component (GO): post-mRNA release spliceosomal complex; nucleus; cytoplasm
Molecular function (GO): mRNA binding
Source: RefSeq, a predicted model, not a curated record
CUCUCGCGAGAUCCGGGCCGCCGAGCGCUCGGGGCCUUUUCAAAUCGCGGUCCGUUACCGCUCCGCCGGCCGCCGCCAUUGUAGCGCUCGGAGCCCUCAGCGCGGCCGAGGCGGAGCCCGCGGCGGGAUGGCCGAUGCCGACAAGUCCGAGGCGGCCGCGGGCGACGACUGUCCGCAGCAGCAGCCGGCCGAGCCGCGGCGAGACCCGCACCCCGCCGAGCCCGAGAAGCCGCCGCGCAGCAGCGCCAACGGCGUUAAAAUGGAGAAUGAUGAAUCAGUGAAAGAAGAAAAAUCUGAUUUAAAAGAAAAGUCUACAGGAAAUAAGAAGGCCAAUCGAUUUCAUCCUUAUUCAAAAGAUAAGAAUUCGGGCACUGGAGAAAAGAAAGGUCCAAAUCGGAACCGAGUAUUCAUUAGCAACAUCCCCUAUGACAUGAAAUGGCAGGCUAUUAAAGACUUGAUGAGAGAAAAAGUUGGUGAGGUUACAUACGUGGAGCUCUUUAAGGAUGCGGAAGGAAAAUCAAGGGGUUGUGGUGUGGUUGAAUUUAAAGAUGAAGAAUUUGUAAAGAAAGCACUAGAAACUAUGAAUAAAUAUGACCUCAGUGGAAGACCUCUGAAUAUUAAAGAGGAUCCUGAUGGAGAAAAUGCUCGCCGGGCACUGCAACGAACAGGAACAUCAUUUCAAGGAUCGCAUACCUCUGAUGUGGGAUCUGGGUUGGUGAAUUUGCCACCUUCCAUUCUCAAUAACCCAAACAUUCCUCCUGAGGUUAUCAGCAAUUUGCAGGCUGGUCGACUUGGUUCCACAAUUUUUGUUGCUAAUCUUGACUUCAAAGUUGGUUGGAAGAAGCUAAAGGAAGUGUUCAGCAUAGCUGGAACUGUAAAGCGAGCAGAUAUUAAAGAAGACAAGGAUGGCAAGAGCAGAGGCAUGGGCACUGUCACUUUUGAGCAAGCAAUUGAAGCAGUUCAAGCAAUUUCCAUGUUCAAUGGGCAGUUUUUAUUUGAUAGACCUAUGCAUGUGAAAAUGGAUGACAAAUCUGUUCCUCAUGAAGACUACCGUUCACAUGAUAGUAAGACAUCACAAUUACCACGUGGUCUUGGAGGCAUUGGAAUGGGACUUGGACCAGGUGGACAACCUAUUAGUGCCAGCCAGUUGAACAUAAGUGGUGUAAUGGGAAAUUUGGGUCCAAGUGGUAUGGGAAUGGAUGGUCCGGGUUUUGGAGGAAUGAAUAGAAUUGGAGGAGGAGUUGGGUUUGGUGGUCUGGAAGCAAUGAAUAGCAUGGCAGGAUUUGGUGGAGUUGGCCGAAUGGGAGAGCUAUAUCGUGGUGCAAUGACUAGUAGCAUGGAGCGAGAUUUCGGCCGUGGUGAUAUUGGAAUAAACCGAGGCUUUGGCGAUUCCUUUGGUAGACUUGGCAGUGCAAUGAUUGGAGGGUUUGCAGGAAGAAUAGGAGCUUCUAACAUGGGUCCAGUAGGAACUGGAAUAAGUGGCAGCAUGGGUGGCAUGAGCAGUGUGACUGGAGGCAUGGGGAUGGGACUGGACCGCAUGAGCUCCAGCUUUGACAGGAUGGGGCCAGGGAUUGGAGCAAUACUGGAAAGGAGCAUCGAUGUAGACCGAGGUUUUUUAUCAGGUCCCAUGGGAAGCGGAAUGAGAGACAGAUUAGGCUCCAAAGGCAACCAGAUAUUUGUUAGAAAUUUACCUUUUGACUUGACUUGGCAGAAACUAAAAGAGAAAUUCAGCCAAUGUGGUCAUGUAAUGUUUGCAGAAAUAAAGAUGGAGAAUGGCAAGUCCAAAGGCUGUGGGACAGUUAGGUUUGAAUCCCCCGAGUCAGCUGAAAAGGCCUGCAGAAUAAUGAACGGCAUCAAAAUCAGUGGCAGGGAAAUCGAUGUUCGCUUGGAUCGUAAUGCAUAAUUUCAAGCAUGGUUGGAACAUUCCUUCAUCUGUUUAUUGAAUCUCCUAGUAAAAGUCAUUUUUUAGUAAUGUUGUAUGCUUACAAAUGCUGUAAAAAUGAACUUCUAAAACUCCCACCAGCUUUUAACAGUAUAAUGUUGAAAAAAUAUACUGUGAUUUUCGUUAUCUCAA